AUGGGUCUCCUAGAAUACCGGCAGCACAGGCGCGACUGUGAGCGCAAGCAAUCCGAACGCGCAUCCAAGAUCGCGACCCUCCCGAAAACAUAUCUCUACCCUCUCUCCCCAGAAGAACGCACCAUUCUCGGCAAGCCAAUACAAGACCUCGUCCAGGAUGUACACAAGCAGGUCACCAGCCCGGUCGACAUCUUGCGUGCUUACGGAAAGGUCACACUAAAGGCACACGAGAAGACAAAUUGUGCGACGGAAAUCUUGUUCCCUGAGGCGGAGGAGUGGGCACGCGAUGAGAUCAAUCUCAAGGGUCCGCUCGCUGGUAUACCCGUUUCUCUUAAGGAUUCAAUACAAGUCAAAGGCUUCGACAUCUCGAUUGGGUUCUCGGGACAUACUGGGAAACCGUAUGCCAAGGAUGGACCGAUGGUGCAAUUGCUGAAGGAAGCUGGCGCCGUACCUUUUGUGAAGACAAAUCUACCCAUCACUCUAUUAUCUUUCGAAUCAACCAAUGAUGUCUGGGGCCGUACGACCAACCCUCACAACAACAAAUACUCGCCUGGUGGCUCUACCGGAGGAGAGUCAGCGCUGCUUGCUUUUGGCGGCAGUCGCAUCGGUAUUGGCUCGGAUGUCGCAGGUUCAGUGCGAGUCCCUGCACAUUUCUCCGGAUGCUAUUCGCUUCGCUGCUCGACCGGUCGAUGGCCAAAAGUUGGUAUGGACACCGCCAUGUUUGGACAAGAAGCUAUACCGAGCGUGUUCAGCCCAAUGGCCAGGACGCUGAACGACCUUACCUACUUCACCCGCAGCCUGAUCCAACAGAAGCCAUGGAGACUCGACUACACAGUCCAUCCCCUGGAGUGGCGGGAAAACAUCGAGCAGGAGUACAAAGACAAGAAGAAAUUGAAGGUCGGUGUUUUACGCACCGAUGGCGUCGUAGACCCGGCUCCAGCUUGUGCCCGCGCACUCGACGAAGUUGCUUCCGCGCUCGUCGCCGAAGGCCACGAAGUCUACGAUGUGCACCCACCGUCGCCCUACGAAGCGCUCCAGCUCGCAUCACAGCUCCUCCUCAGUGACGGCGGCAACACCUUCAUGUCUGGUUUCCGCACCGGCGAAUGGAACGACUCUGGCGCAAAACAGAUGGUGUACUACAUGCAACUUCCUCGGCCCAUAAAAUACGUUUACUACUUGUGGGUAAAGUACGUUAAGCGCGACCACAUCUGGGCAGGCUUGCUGCGCGACUGGCAUCCGAAGACGGGGUACGAGUACUGGCAGUUGGCAGGCAAACGAGAGGCGUACAAGGCUAGGUUCUUCGAGUGGUGGAACGAUGAGGCGAAGAUGGAUGUCAUGAUUGCGCCGCCGAAUGCUACGCCCGCUGUGCCACAUGAUGGAAUGCACGAUGCGGUGAGCAGCUGCGGUUACACGUUUUUGUUCAACUUGCUGGACUACACUGCUGGCGUGCUACCUGUAACCCAUGUAGACCCAGCAAGAGAUCACUUGCCGGCUACGUUUGACUUCAAGCAGCUGAAUGGCGUAGCGAGGGGAGCGUACAAGCACUACAACGCUACGAAGAUGGCUGGGUUGCCUGUGGGUGUUCAGGUCAUCGGUCGGAGACUCGAGGAGGAGAAGGUACUCGCGGUCAUGGAGCGGAUUGAGGAUGCACUUGAUAGGCAUGGUGGAAGGUAUCAGCUACUUGAAGUCGAUUAA
Messenger RNA from Paraphaeosphaeria sporulosa, 1695 nucleotides. RefSeq names its product amidase signature enzyme. Bases 1 to 1695 code for a protein of 564 amino acids. NCBI's taxonomy places the organism in Eukaryota, Fungi, Ascomycota, Dothideomycetes, Pleosporales, Didymosphaeriaceae. The transcript has 4 exons. The record is from RefSeq and is a predicted model, not a curated record.